GCGCCCCUCAGCCAGAGUCCAGACCUCGUCUCCAUGGCAACCGCUCAGCCAUCCCAGGCCCCGCCCCCAGUCCGUCCUGAGGACCGGAAGCAGCCUCCCGCCUCGCGCUUCCCAGGCUUCUCCAGGGUACCGUGGGUCGUCCUUCCCGGCCUCGAGGAUUAUCCGUGAGGAGAGCUUCACCUCCUUGAAAAUUAAAGCCUGGCAGUCCUAAGCUAUUCGCAGUCCGAAUGUCUGAGUCAAUAUUCCCGCCACAAACUUCAAAAGAGCCUGGUAGCACCCUAGUAGUGAAGAUGGAAGGGAAAGAGGAGAUCUGUAAUCAGGAAUCCAGUCUCCACUUGAGAAGCUAUUGUAGCCUGGAGACAUUUCGCCUACAGUUCAGGCAGUUUGGCUACCAGGAGUCCCCUGGGCCCCGGGAGGCUCUGAACAGGCUCCGGGAGCUUUGCUGUCUGUGGCUGAGGCCAGAGGUGUACACCAAGAAGCAGAUCCUGGAGCUGCUGGUGCUGGAGCAGUUCCUGGCCAUCCUGCCAGAGGAGCUGCAGGCCUGGCUGCGAGAGCACCGACCGGAGAACGGAGAGGAAGCUGUGACUAUGCUGGAAGAGCUGGAGAAAGAGCUUGAUGUGCCAGCAGAGCAGAUAACCUGUUUCCAGGUUUCGGGACAAAAUGAAGACAUACUUGCGGAGAAAGUGGCAGUGUGGGCAGUCACUCAGGAGUCACCAAGUGGCCCGCUGAAGCCUGCAAAGCAGCAGCUGCAGUGCACACCCCAGGAGCUCCACCCCUCCAGACCAAACGAUAAAGCCACUAGGACCGUAAAUGUGAAAUCAGCUUCAAAGCAAAAGAGUUCAGGGAUAGAACCGCAUUACGGUGUUUCUAACAUCGUUCAUGUGAAUGCUUCCCAGACUUUCACGUCUAGAGGAACUGACGAACAAAGUGACAUGUUUGAAAGAAGACACAGAAAUCCUUCUCGGAAAAAACAACACAAGUGUGACGAAUGUGGCAAAACCUUUAGUCAGAGCUCUGCCCUUCUGCUACAUCAGAGAAUCCACAGUGGAGAGAAACCUUAUGCCUGUGAUGUGUGUGCAAAGGCUUUCAGUCGGAGUGCGGUCCUGAUUCAGCAUCGAAGAGUCCACACCGGGGAGAAGCCUUACAAGUGCCACGACUGCGGGAAAGCCUUCAGUCAGAGCUCCAAUCUUUUCAGACACAGAAAAAGCCACAGUAGAGGAAGAAGUCCCAUCAGUGUCGUGAGGGAAUCGAAGCAUUUGCUCAGAGCUUUUUCAACAGAAGAAGAAGACAAAAGGCACAAACAACUUCUUAGUAUAGAUCAGUGGUUCUGAUGAGCACUGGUUUUCUUUCCAUGGCCAUAAAAGCCACAGGAGGAAAUAGAGGCUACCUUUAUGUCAGCAUUGUUUGCUUUUCUGCUUAUCAUUACCUUGUUAAUUCAGAUGUUUAAGAUUCUAAAGCUUAAUCGAGAUUUCCAUCCCUAGGGUAGCUCUUGAAAAGAAAUUCUCAGACAUUUUCUAUUAGUCCCACUCAGCACGAAUGAUGAAAUAGUACAGUUGACCCUUGAACAGCACCAGUUUGAACUGCACAGAUUUACUGCUUACACAUAGAUUUUUUAAAAUAAGUACACAGUUGGCCCCCUAUAUCCCUGGGUUUGUACCACCCGCAGACUGAAAACGGUAUUUUUGCUCUGUGGUUGGGAGUCUGUGGGUGCAGAGGGCCAACUUUAUGCAUUGUCCUAUGCCAUUUUAUAUAAGGGACUUGAACAUCUGCAGAGUUGGAGGGCGGGGGAGGGAAGGUAGGUGACCCUGGGAGCAGUCCUCUGCAGAUACUGAGGGACCACUAUAUACUUCUUUUUAAACAAACACAUUUCCCAUGUUGAGAAGGAGGUGAGCUACUCAGUAUAAAAAUACUGACAUUCUCUUCCAUUUCAUACCAUUGAGAUUUGGAGUUCUCAGACCAAAGAUAAAAGCAUUUAAAAAAAUUUUCCCCCAUUUUGUUUUCUGUUAUCAGAUUCAGAAUAUGAGAAUAGGAUGGAAGAGGCCCAAAAGAGUUUGUUCCUCAAGAUCUAGGCUGAAAUGUUCAGGGUCAUUGUCAGGAGGUAGGUGAGUAAAGGAGCUUAAUCUCUAUGAAAACUCACAAGACCCUACACAUUACCAAUAAGACUAAGACAUUUCCUGUAUAGGAAAAAAUCUCUUUUACAAUGUAAUUUGUAAAUAACUCAGUGAAAACAUUAAGAUGACUCAACAUGUCUUCAGGGAGUGGCUUAAACAUAAAGAAUGUUCUGGUAAUAAGUUGGGUUGUCUGCGAGGGCUCAUGUAAGGUUGGUGGUCACCUUAAUAUGGAGGGAAAAGGGAGAUGAAGAAAAGACUGUCCAAGCGAGAUUCACUGAGGUAAUGCGAACGUUGGCAAGUGCGGUGUGUGACGGAGAAGUAUCCCACGACUUACCCUGGAAAGAAAACUGUGAACAGCUGAUGACUACCCUUCAGGGUUCUUCCCGGCUCUUUCUGGAAUAAAUUAGCUGUGAACGUGUUUCGAGCAUCACAAGACAGUCUUUUCAGGGUUUUGUGCAUUCUUAAUAUGAUGAGUUUCUAGACAAGCUGUCGCAAAGCAAGACCCUGGAUUUCUGUCUUCUUGUACUAAUGAAAACACUAAAGUAAAUUUAGAGUUCACCAAAGUUUUAUCCAUAUUCAGUUUGACCCCCUGUUUAAAUAUAAAGUGACUGACUUUUAUGUUAUUAAAAUUAUUCUGACAGUAUACAACAUAAUUUUCCCUUCUCUGGCGUUCUUGGUAAGAUUGUGUAUUACUGUUUCCCACGGUGCCACUGUUACCCAACGUGGAGGCAAACAAGGGAGAGCCGUGGAAUGCAAGGAGAAGAGGGGCCUCACCGUGAACUUCAUCUAAGCGGUUUCCUCAUGAAGCACAAACAUUUUAUUAUCAGAAAACCCAAUUAUAUCUAGUGUCAAAUUAACUCCAGAAACAAAUGUGGGAUUACUGUGCUUUGUGUAGUUACUAUAUUAAUAAAUGUAAGAUUAGU
This is a messenger RNA of Artibeus jamaicensis (Jamaican fruit-eating bat), 3034 nucleotides long. Its product is annotated as zinc finger protein 396. NCBI's taxonomy places the organism in Eukaryota, Metazoa, Chordata, Mammalia, Chiroptera, Phyllostomidae. The transcript is spliced from 4 exons. The coding region runs from base 228 to 1331 and encodes 367 amino acids. The record is from RefSeq and is a predicted model, not a curated record.